GAAGCACAGUAUAACUGAGUCUCAGAGGUAGACCCCACUGUCAUCCUCUAGUUUUCUCCGCCGCAUAACUGAACGUCCGAACCCGAACCAUGUUCACUUGGUCGCGUCCAUGGGCUUCUCUCUAACACCAACCCCUACCUCUCUCCUCCACCACCCCAACCUCACACGCCGCUCCCUCCUCUUCCUCGCCACCACGACCACCACCCUCUCCGUCCCUCUCGCCCCUACCCUCUCCGCCACCACCACCACACCACCCCAGCCUCCCAACCCCACCAUCACCGACCGCAUCUUCAUGGACUUCAGCCUCUGUCCCAACUACUUCCUCCCCAACCGCACCCUCGGUGACAACCUCUCCACCCUCUGCUCCGAGUCCACCCCACUGGGGCGCAUCGUCCUGGGCCUCUACGGCAACCUCCUCCCCCUAACCGUCUCAAAUUUCAAGUCCAUGUGCCUCGGCUCCAACUCCAGCGCUUCCUCCUACAAGAACACUCUCGUCCACAAGAUCUUUCCUGGACGCUACUUCCUUGCCGGCCGGCAGGGCAGGCCUGACAAGGGCGAGGUCCGCCCAACCCAUGACCUCGCCCGUAAUACCGAGACUGUCGACUCUAAGGCCUUCUCCCUGAUGCACUCACGGCCCGGUGUCGUUUCGCUCUCGCUUUCCGAGAACGACGACGAUGACGAGAUCAAGCUUGACCCUGGUUACCGCAACGUUGAGUUCCUGAUCACCACUGGACCUGGCCCUUGCCCUGACCUUGAUUAUAAGAACAUUGUCUUUGGAACCGUGCUAGAAGGUUUGGACGUUGUCACAGCGAUAGCUUCCAUUCCAACUUACCAACCAUCUGAACGAAUUCGCCAGUUUAAUGACUUGGCUGAGUUUUUUGGAGAUGAAAGGGCUCAGAAUGCUCGUGCCACAUGGAACAGGCCACUUACAACUGUCUACAUUAGUGACUGUGGAGAGCUAAAAGUUACACAUCCUCCCCUCUCACCAUCUCUUCCAUAAUUUCUUUUCAUGUAUAAAUAAUUUCAGAUGACUUCAUAGAACUGGUGUUUGUAAAAUCAUACUCGAAUUCUUUUCAAGGUAAUAACACUAUUUUUUAUUUAAAA
This is a messenger RNA of Arachis duranensis, 1104 nucleotides long. RefSeq names its product peptidyl-prolyl cis-trans isomerase CYP28, chloroplastic. The record is from RefSeq and is a predicted model, not a curated record. Gene Ontology annotation, cellular component: chloroplast. Gene Ontology annotation, biological process: protein peptidyl-prolyl isomerization. Bases 110 to 1000 code for a protein of 296 amino acids. Gene Ontology annotation, molecular function: peptidyl-prolyl cis-trans isomerase activity. The transcript is spliced from 2 exons. NCBI's taxonomy places the organism in Eukaryota, Viridiplantae, Streptophyta, Magnoliopsida, Fabales, Fabaceae.